UCAUUUUAAAUCUCCUUAAAUUUCAAACUAGUAAUUUUUAAUAUUAACAUUUUAUUUAAUGGAGUUUUUUGCUUUAAUUUUUAUGACUACUGUCAUUUUCGUUUUGAAACCAUUUGAAGCAGAACAAUACUCAGAUUAUCGUGAGAAUUAUAAAAAUUAUAUAAAAAAAGUGGUGACUCACAUUCGUUCACAAAUUGGAUCAAAUCAAAUACAAAAUCUCAAACUAAAAAAAGAUUCAAUUUAUAUUACUGAUUUGGAGAAAUAUUAUCGAUCAAACAUGUUAGAGAAUUUCUUCAGAGAUUACUAUUCUAAUACAAUAAGUAUACUCAAUUUUAAGUACACAGAAAUACUUAAAAACUUUCUCGCUUACACGUAUUUUAUCUUCACUAUAUGUAAGCAAUUUCAUGAUAGAAAUUUAUCGGAAAAUUUUAAUUGUUGUGUAACAUCACUUGUAGAAGAAGUGAAAAAUUCUAAGACUAUGUUUGAAAAUCUCUAUAAUGCUAUGAAAUUUAUAAGCUACAUCGAUGUAAGAUUAUUAUUUGCAGGACGCAAUAUGCCAAAUUCUAUAAUUGACGAAAUCGAAUUCUUUCAACAAUAUGUUUUACAGAAAAAAUCAAAAACCAUCCAUUUUGAUCUCAAUAGCUUACCAAUUCUUGAAGACUCUGAAAGUGUAUUUCAUAAUUUUAAUCAAUUUUAUACAGAAGCAUUAAAAAAAGUAAACAAUCUCUUUAAAAAUAAUAAUAUUAUCGACACUUCUAUAAAAACUGAUUUGAUAAGUGAAAUUAAAGAAUGCUCUAAUGAAAAUGAUUCUUACUUAGUAUAUUUAACAUGUAUUAAGCUUAAUUCAUUUUACAACGAAACCAUAGAAACUUGGUACAAAAAUCUUGGCUUUGAACAAUUUCUGGAUCCCAAAACAUCUAAAUUCUUACCGCAAUUAGAAUCAGAUGUAAAACUAAAUCACGGAAUUAAAGCUCUCAAUAUUAUGCUCCGAGAAAAAGGUUGGGAUACAAUGGAUCACAUAAAUAUAUUUUAUAAUAACAAAAAAUUCAACGUAGAAAGUAUAAUAAAAGACCCAAUUAAUAGCAUAAAUUUUCAAAUAAAAAAAGAUCAUGUAUUACAAUUAUUAAGAUGCAGGUUUACAGAAAUAAUGAAAAACUACUAUACAUUAUUAUCUACUAUAUUUUUUAUUUGUGAAAAAGGAGAAAAAUCUGUUUUGCACAAUUGUUUGAUUCAAUUUUAUAACUCAUUCAACAAAUCUAAAAUAAUGUUUGAAGGAUUGCUUUCAGUUAUAAAUACUUUAAAGAAAUCGGCAAUAUGGAAUGUUAGUUACAACUCUCAUUCAAAUUUACAGAAUAUAUUAAAAUGGGUUAAAUAUUUUCUCAAUUUACUGCAGAAAAAAGAGUUUUCUCAAUUUAAUAAUAUUGAUCAACUUGAUAUGAAAAAUGUCAAUGUUCAAAAUCUAGAAGACUUAUUUUUAAAUUUUCGACGUGGCUUUUAUGAAGAAUUACAUAACGAAGCGAGACACAUGAAAAUCCGUUGUUGUAUGAAAAAACCUUUUUAUAAUAAAUUAGAAUUAGUUGACAAUUUCAGGUAUACAGCAAAUAUAAUGAAUAAUCCUAAUAUAGAGACAAUAGAAAUUUAUCUAAGUGCAUGUAAUUAUUUUAACAAUUUUUGUAAAAAUGUUUACAAUUUUUGUUAUGAAGAGUUGGGUUUCAAAAAAGUUUAUUUCUCAACAAAAGCUAAGACCAUAAACUCUUAAAUUUACUAUUUAGAUAUAUAUAUAGAUUGGUUAUUUAUCUGUAGCCUUCUCUACAUAGUAAUAACUAGGCACUAACGAGUUGAAAUUAAAAAGUUUUCACCUGCAUACUUGCUACAAUGUAAUAUUAAAAAUACUUCAAUAAGUUAUUAAAGUAAAUUUCUGUAUGUUAUACAUUGUUUUAUCUAUUUGAGUUAAAAAUAAUAAUACAUUACAUACUUUAAAAUACAAAUUA
This is a messenger RNA of Daktulosphaira vitifoliae (grape phylloxera), 1991 nucleotides long. RefSeq lists its product as uncharacterized. The record is from RefSeq and is a predicted model, not a curated record. The transcript is spliced from 2 exons. The coding region runs from base 59 to 1759 and encodes 566 amino acids. NCBI's taxonomy places the organism in Eukaryota, Metazoa, Arthropoda, Insecta, Hemiptera, Phylloxeridae.